Pseudogymnoascus verrucosus is the source of this 3560-nucleotide messenger RNA. RefSeq names its product alpha mannosidase-like protein (gene MNL1). The record is from RefSeq and is a predicted model, not a curated record. The transcript is spliced from 2 exons. NCBI's taxonomy places the organism in Eukaryota, Fungi, Ascomycota, Leotiomycetes, Thelebolales, Thelebolaceae. The coding region runs from base 178 to 3393 and encodes 1071 amino acids. Gene Ontology annotation, cellular component: endoplasmic reticulum; membrane. Gene Ontology annotation, molecular function: mannosyl-oligosaccharide 1,2-alpha-mannosidase activity; calcium ion binding. Gene Ontology annotation, biological process: mannose trimming involved in glycoprotein ERAD pathway; carbohydrate metabolic process; endoplasmic reticulum mannose trimming.
CUGAAUUUAAAGCCACAUCACAUCGCGAUUCCCGUGCUACUCAUGCUCCUACUACUACUAUUCUUCCCAACCUUCCUUUCCUAGAUACCCAUUUGCUUAAUUUGUCGCGCGAGCAGCCAUCAGAGCUGUUGUUGAUUUGCGCCUAGCUCCCAUGCCGUUAUUAUUCCCAUAGCGGCGAUGCCAUUGCGAUGGCUGAGGCCGUCCCUGCGUACCUCAUAUAAGAGCAGGCCACCUUCUCACACACGACCAUGGCUAUAUAUAUUUCUAGUUGCUGCCUUCGUCGCAGUGGCCAAUGCUAUGCCCCCGCGGCGCAUUGCCGAGUUGCGUCAAGAGGCAGUUGACAUGUUCUACCAUGGAUACGACAACUACAUGAACAUUGCAUUUCCGGACGAUGAGCUUAGACCAGUCUCCUGCAAACCCUUGACACGAAGCAAUAAUCCGAGAAACAUAGACCUCAACGAUGCGCUUGGAAACUACUCGCUCACACUCAUUGACAGCUUGUCGACGCUGGCCAUUCUGGCUUCGGCACCCCCGGAUAAUGAACGAACCGGUCUCAACGCGCUCCACGACUUUCAAGACGGCAUUGCAUCGCUCAUUAUCCACUAUGGCGACGGCACAGAAGGGUCGUCCGGGCAGGGUCUCAAGGCGCGGGGCUUCGAUUUAGACAGCAAGGUCCAGGUCUUCGAGACAGUGAUUCGCGGUGUAGGAGGACUCCUUAGCGCUCACCUUUUUGCAAUCGGUGAGCUGCCUAUAAGAAACUACAAACCGCGAAGAGCUUCAAGUUGGCCUUGGAAGGCAGACGUGCCAGGCGAAGAAGCCCCAAUACUGUGGUCGAAUGGAUUCAAAUACGACGGGCAGUUACUACGCCUUGCCUUGGACUUGGCGCAACGAAUGCUCCCGGCAUUUUAUACCAAUACUGGAAUGCCGUAUCCCAGGGUCAACUUGCGACACGGCAUACCAUUUUAUCAUAGGUCCCCGUUGCACAAGGGCUCCGGGGCACGGGAGGGCGGCGCUGGUUCCAAUGAGGUCACCGAAACGUGCAGUGCUGGCGCAGGAAGCUUGGUCCUCGAGUUUACUGUGCUUAGCCGGUUAACUGGCGACCCUCGGUUCGAACAACUUGCUAAACGGGCGUUUUGGGCUGUGUGGUCUCAUCGGAGUCAGCUCAGCCUUCUCGGUGCGGGUAUUGACGCCGAGAAUGGAAAGUGGAUAGGACCAUAUGCUGGUAUUGGUGCAGGCACUGAUAGCUUCUUUGAAUAUGCAUUUAAGACUCACAUACUCACAUCUGGUCUUGCGCCACCAAAUACCACGGUUCCAGCUGGCAAGAGGUCGGAUACUUGGCUCGACCCGAAUACAAUUUUCAAACCUCUAACUUCUGAGGAGAAUGCCUCGGACAGUUUUCUGGAGGCCUGGAAAGAGGCGCACAGCGCUAUCAAGAGGCAUUUAUACAGCAGUACUCACCACCCUCACUAUGUUGUUGCACACCUUGCUACAGGGUCGCCGCAGACUUAUUGGAUAGAUAGUCUUGGUGCCUAUUACCCAGGCCUGUUGGCCAUAGCUGGUGAGAUAGACGAAGCUAUCGAAACCCAUUUACUUUACACGGCAUUGUGGACCAGAUACUCGGCGUUACCGGAGAGAUGGUCAGUGAGGGACGGAACCGUUGAGGGCGGGCUAGGUUGGUGGCCUGGCCGCCCGGAAUUUAUUGAGUCGAAUUACCAUAUAUUCCGUGCAACCCAAGAUCCGUGGUACCUUCAUGUUGGGGAGAUGGUAUUGAAAGAUAUCCAGCGACGCUGCUGGGCAGAGUGCGGAUGGUCUGGCUUGCAAGAUGUUCGCACUGGUGAGAUGAGUGAUAGGAUGGAAAGCUUCUUUCUGGGAGAGACAGCGAAGUAUCUUUACCUCCUCUUUGAUCCGGAUCAUCCUUUGAAUUCUCUCGACGCCCCCUACGUCUUCACCACAGAAGGCCAUCCUUUAAUCAUUCCACGAAAAUCAAGUCAGCAAAAGAACACACCAAAAGCGCCUAGGAGUUCUUCGGUAGAGUCUUAUACCUCGCCCGAGAAUGCCGAAGUUUGUCCUGUUCCGCCAACAAUGCAACCACUUACGGGGUCACCCACUGCUGCACGGCCAGAUAUCUUCCAUGCUGCGAGCUUAGUCGGGCUUCACCGUGUUCCGAAUUACAAUGCCAUGGAUGAAAUUGCUUUGGAUACUACAAAGGCGGUGGAGAAUCAAUGGUCACAACCAGCAAAUCAUUCAAUCUACCCCUGGACUCUGCCUUCAAGUCUCGUGCCUCCCAACGCGAUUUGCGCACGCUUACCUAUUCGAGACACGUUUUGGAUAGAAUUCCCAUCCAGCUCACAACUUGCAAGUCAGGGGUUCAAUAUAGCUGUGGGUUCUCAGCCCGUUGUCAGAGUGAACAACGAGGGCGUCCUCAUUCAGAACCUUGCUGGCCUUACGGUGGCGAUGAUCGAGGAAGAAAGUUCAGCACAAUUCAUCUACGAUGAAGGACCCGUUUCCAAGUCCUGGCGAAUCCUCAAUAUCGGCACAACCCCACUGGGUCGGGAUGAGAAGGUCUUCAUCUCUCGAGAAACGAUAGGGCCCAUCGUUGACCCAUCAUUUACCCGAGUCCGUGACCCUCUCACCGUCGACCUCGUCAUCCAGGUUGAGAACUCUCAGGUCAACAAAACAGACGGAAUGCCAUCAUCAAGGCUCCCCACAAGCGGCAAGAUCGAAGAAGCUCUUCACUCCGAAGCAGCACCCGAAUCCCUGCACCUCGAGGCGCUAGCAGACUUACCCUCAGACUACCGCACCAUGUUCUCCUCCCUCCUUCAACAAGUCACAUCAGCGCUCCGCGACCCCGUCGCAACGCUCCUACCCCAGCCUAAUGAGGAACCAAAAUAUCAACUCCUCUCCCUCCGCGCACAGUGUGCGGUUGGCACGGGCGCGGCACCAAUUCCCGCCGCGCCUGAAGCGCCCGACUCCAACGCCGUCUCCAACGACCCCCUAUCCUGGACGAGCAUCUACUUCGCCUCUCACAACUGCGACGGCAAGCUGCCUGACCGCGUGGUGCGCGCGUACAAUGUGAUCGUGAUGCGGCGAGGCGGGUGCAGUUUCAGUGAGAAGCUGGCGAAUGUGCCGGCCUUCUACCCUACCGCUGCGGGGCUACAGAUGGUGGUUAUGGUGAGCGAUGAUGAUGAUAAUGAGCUCAUCCGGCCGCUGCUGGAGGUGGUGCAGAAGACGCCAGCGGGGAUGAGGCGCGCGCAUGAGGUGCCGAUGGUGAUGGUUGGGGGAGGGGAGGCGACGUGGGGGGCGCUGAGGAGGGCGAGGAGUUUAGGGAUCAGGAGGAGAUAUUGGGUUGAGAGUGCGAAGGGGCUACGGGUGAAGAACCUGAUUGUGGUGUAGAUGAGGGAUGAUGCAUGUAAAUGUCACGGCAGCAACUAUGAUAUCUGUAGAAGAAGCGGGGGUUUGUAGAUACAGCACGAUUAACGGGCAAAAUGAAGCCGAUGGCCGGCGUUUUCGGCGAUAGUGUCGUAUAACGUAUAUAUGGAAUGAAAUAGACUAUGAUGGCG